AUGACAUCUUUGAUUUUCGGUUCAAUAUGGUUGGGCCAUAAAGGCCUUGUCAAAGCACGUCGGGACAAACAACGUCGGAAAAACUACGAGCGCUGGGAAGGUCUGCGCGACGAGUAUGACGAGCAAAGGAAGAUAACGAGAGAAUCCAGGUCCCUAGACAUCCAACGCACCGGCGCAUCCUACGUCGAUCCGGAUGCCGACAGACCCAUUCUGACGCUACGAGACCAGCAAGAGGCGAACGAUGCUCGCACGAGUUGGCGGCCCCAAGAGGUCUUCGAUGGUCCAACCUCCCCGGCUGCCCGACGUACCAGCGUUGAAGUCAUUGCAGGUUCGGGCCUGAGAGCUGUCACAACCCACAAAACGGGCUCGACAUGGGACGAAGAACUGCCGCAACCUCUCAAGGUCCACCGGCGGAAUUGGGACGAUCAGGGACCUCCAAACUCGAGCGCAAACGUGAGCAGGAGCGGGAGCGUCAGGAAUGCCAGUGGAGUUUACACACCUCGAGACCGAAGCGCAAGUAAUGCCUCGUCGGUAUCCAAGACGUUCUCUCCUCACGUUGACACUGGCUUGCCAACUGGUGCAUAUCACUCGAGAAAUGUCAGCGCGCCCACAAGUCUCCUCCAGGAAAGCAUCGAACCGAUUGAGAACAAGGUCCCCGGCGGGAAGAUGGCUGAACUGAUUGAGAUGGGAGAAUCGCCACAGCCCUCACCCGUGUCCAGUCCGCAAUUGCAACCAUUUUCCAGUCCCCAACUGCAGCCCUUUUCCGGUCCCCAAUUACAACCCUUUUCCAGUCCCAAGCUGCAACCCUUCAACAGCCCGCCAUCGCAACAAUUCACUGGUUUUCAGACGAACCCUUUUGCGACUCAAGCACCUGUCGCGCAACCAUUUGUUCAGCCUCCAGUUCAGCCUCUCGGCCAACCUUUUGCCCAACCAGUGUCACCAACCUUUCUGCCACCUACGUCUCAACUCGUGGCUCAACCUCUCGGCCAACCUCUCCAACCUCUCAGCCAACCUCAACCCCCAUCAAUUUCAGGGAAUAUGGAAGAAUGGUGGAAUCGUCCCUGA
Capronia epimyces CBS 606.96 is the source of this 1065-nucleotide messenger RNA. RefSeq lists its product as uncharacterized. The transcript has a single exon. The record is from RefSeq and is a predicted model, not a curated record. Bases 1 to 1065 code for a protein of 354 amino acids. NCBI's taxonomy places the organism in Eukaryota, Fungi, Ascomycota, Eurotiomycetes, Chaetothyriales, Herpotrichiellaceae.